This is a messenger RNA of Rhodofomes roseus, 1818 nucleotides long. Its product is annotated as general substrate transporter. Gene Ontology annotation, biological process: carbohydrate transport; transmembrane transport. The record is from RefSeq and is a predicted model, not a curated record. Gene Ontology annotation, cellular component: membrane. The transcript has 13 exons. NCBI's taxonomy places the organism in Eukaryota, Fungi, Basidiomycota, Agaricomycetes, Polyporales, Fomitopsidaceae. Bases 141 to 1676 code for a protein of 511 amino acids. Gene Ontology annotation, molecular function: carbohydrate:proton symporter activity.
GUGAUUGAGGCCGCGGGAGUCGACUUCGUUUUAUAGGUCGACCAUGAGGAAGCGACCCCGCCUCGUGCAGAAGACCAUCGACUUCUCCCAGCCAGCUUCGACCGUUCCCUAAGCUCUUGGACUGCUCGUAGUGAUCAACGAUGACGGUCUCGCCGAAGGUCUAUACUUGGCUCUGCGGCCUGUUUGCAGCAUUAGGAUCCGUAACGUUCGGCUAUGACCUCGGUAUCAUCGCUACCGUAGAGUCCAGCGCAGACUUCCUCGCGAAGACGAACAAUCCGACUGAGACUCAGCUAGGACUAAUCACCGGAUGUUUGCUAUUGGGUGCAUUUGCGUCCAACAUCUACGUUGGAUCCCUGGCAGACACCAUCGGCCGUCGUCUGACAAUCCUCGCAGGAUGCAUCGUCUUCCUCAUCGGCGGUGCGAUCCAAACCGCGGCCCAAAACAUCGGGUACAUGUACGGCGGGCGGUUCCUAGCGGGGAUGGGCAUCGGCAUGUUGGCCAUGCUUGCACCGCUGUACCAGGCUGAGAUCGCGCACCCGAGCAUCCGCGGACGCUUGACGACGCUGCAGCAGUUCAUGCUGGGGAUUGGUUCGCUGAUCGCGUCAUUUAUUGGGUAUGGAUGCUACCACGGCUUGACCGGCCAGGCACAGUGGAGAAUCCCUCUGGGCAUUCAACUUCUUCCUGCCAUUCCGCUGGCCUUUUUCAUCCUGCUUCUUCCCGAGAGCCCGCGAUUCCUGGCUAUGAAGGGUCGCAACGACGAGGCGUUGCUCGUCCUCGGUCGACUGCACGCACACGGGGACAUCACCGACCCCUUCGUCGUGAGCGAGCACAAGGAGAUCCUCGAGCAGGUUCGCGUCGAGCGCGAAGAGACACGCGACGUCUGGAGACAGCUCUUCGGCAACCCUAGCAACUUCCGACGCCUUGUCCUCGGCAUCGCCAUCCAGUUCAGCGUCCAGAUGACGGGCGUGAGCUGCAUCCAGUACUACGCGCCGACGAUCUACGCGAGCAUCGGGAUCGACACGUCGACGACGCUCGGGCUGCAGUCAGGCAACUCGGUCGUCGCGCUCAUCGGCGAGGCGCUGUGUAUCUGGUACAUCGACCGCCUCGGGCGGCGCAAGGUGUUCGUGUGGGGGAACGCGCUCUGCGGGCUCACGUUCGUCAUCGGCACGAUCAUCAUCGCGCGCUUCCCCGCGGGCUCGGACAACGCGAAUGCGGCCAGGGCAUUCGUCGCCAUGACUUGGUUGUUCAACUUGGUGUUCUCGGCGUGCUGCGGGCCGCUGUCAUGGGCGAUCCCCGUCGAGAUGUUCAACAGCGCAACCCGUGCCAAGGCCACUGCGAUCACGUCGUCCGCUGCAUGGAUCUCAAACUUCAUGAUCGCGCAAGUUAGCCCUCCCGCAUUCACUUCCGUCGGCUGGAAGUACUACCUCGUUUUCGCCAUCUGCGGCUUCACAAACGCAGCCUUCUUCUGGGCCUUCCUCCCCGAGACGAAGGGCAUCCCUCUCGAAGAGAUCGACAGCUACUUCGAGACCGUGCCGGUCUUCGUGCCCGGCUCGCGUGUCGCGCUCAAGGACGCGAGCGAGCGCGAGGCGGAGCUGCGCGAGGGAAAGGUGCACGUCGCGGGCGCGCCCGUUGACGUAUCGGAGAAGAUGGACCGGGAGGAGAUCGAGAAGGUAUGAGGGGCUUCAAGUGAGGGGCUCUGUUAUGAGAUUCAUGAUGACUUGAUGUCCGAAGCCUGUAAUGUGAAUGACGAAUUGUGGAUGUACUUUAGGACUGGCUUUACACGAACAUAUUUUCCAUGGACUUGGUGGUCCAUCGUUC